AUGCCUUAUUGUACUUCAACGUUUUAUAUUUCUCAAACAUCAACCGUAUCAUCUCCACUUACUUUGAUAAUAUUGAUAGCAAUGACAGUAUUUAUGCCGUUCAUUAUUUGUCGUCUAUUAAAAUUAUCUGGAAGUUAUAAUGGUGUAGCACCUCUGUGGAUUGAAUUCGGGCUAAGAGGUGGAUUAAUAUUAUCUGCCGCUUAUUGGAUAAUGGAUAACUUGGAUAGUAAUUCUACUUCUUCUGUAGUUACUGAUAGAGAUGAAACGAAACUUAACACAACGAAUAUACUGUUCAACCAAGGUUGGAAAUGGGUCAAAAAUUUUAUAGUUAGACUCGCUUUUGGACUAUCUACAAUAGUUGGAACCGUAGCGUGGUCAACAAAUCCAUUAUGUUUAGAUUUGAAAAUGAUCGAUAUUGAAACGGACGAUAUGUUAAAAGAAAACUCCAACAAAUUAGAUAAAAAUACGAAUGUGAAAUUAAAAAAUCCAGAUCGUCAAGCAUCAUCGUCAUCAAAACAAUCAGUGAACUCCCAAAAUGAUAAAAAAUCAUCAGAACAACAAACUAAACGAUCAGAAAAAGCAAUUGAAAUAUUGGGGUACAGAAAUGCGUUUGGCGCUUCGUAUUUUGUAUUCUUGACAAUAAUCUAUCUUCUUUUGUUUAUAACACAAAAACCAAUGGGUGGUAUAAUGUUAUCAAUUGCUUUAUGUCAAUUAAUGUGCUUAUUAGAAAUUAUAGACACUAAACGAGAUGCUUAUGAAUUGAACAUUGAGAAUAAAUUUUCAUCAAAGGAGGAUGAAAAAGACGUGUCGAAUGUAUCUUCCCCAUAUAGCUCAUCUAAUCUACAACACAAACCUACAAAAUUCCUUGAUGUAGCAAUUCUUUCACUAUUAUCAUCACUAUACUUCUUUUCAACAGGCCAUCAAGCAACCUUAUCUUCAAUUCAAUGGUCCGUCGGAUUCAUUGGCAUAGAAGAAUUAAGUUAUAUUAUUUCUCCAUUAUUAGUCACAUUAAACACCCUUUCUUCUCAAAUUCUUUUUUCACUUGCAAUUCCAUUAUUAGCUUUUUGGAAUAUUACACCUAAAUCAGGUUACCCUUUAUUUCAAGAACUUACUAGAUCAAUAUUAAUGUAUAUAUUUUACAACGGUGUAGUGGCAACUAGUAGUGUAUUUUGGGCGGCUUUUUUUAAAAGACAUUUAAUGGUUUGGAAAAUAUUUGUGCCUAGAUUUAUGUUAGGAGGAAUUAGUUUACUUACUGCUGAUUUGGUUAUCUGUGGACUUUCGAUUGGAUUUGGUUGUUGGAAAAUUAUGAAUGAGAUUUCUAAAUAUUUUGAAAUUAUUUAUAAAUAG
This is a messenger RNA of Racocetra persica, 1347 nucleotides long. Lineage: Eukaryota; Fungi; Glomeromycota; Glomeromycetes; Diversisporales; Gigasporaceae. The record is from the annotation of a GenBank genome assembly.